CUUGACAUUGUCCCCCAAUUGCGCUCGUCGUGCCGCUCGCAGCUCGCGUCAGUCGCUCAGCUCUGUGUUCUGUGACUUGUGACAGGGUUGUUUUGUGACGUAGUGGCAUUCAACAAGCUUAUUGGAUUUUCACCCUUUUACAGGUAUGAAGAUGUCCUAGUGCGCCCAAGCAUGGCAGCGUGUAGGUGGGAGUGGCUGUUCCUGGUGCUUUGUCUGCCCAUCCCCCUGGCCCUCGCCCAAGGCGUCCAGAACUGCCCACCCCGCAAUGAGCUCGAACCCUGCGUAUGCACUCCAAAAAAGAACGGACUGGACAUCCUAUGCGAGUUCACCGACCUGAACCAUAUCAGCAAGGCUAUGGCCGUCCUGAAGGGAAAACCCUCCAUCAUUAUCUUCUACCUCAAGCUGAGACACAACAACCUCCCCAAACUACAGAGCUUCGUUUUCCUCGGAAUCGAUAUCAGGCAUCUGACUAUACACAAUAGCUCCUUGUCUGUCAUAGAGGAGUCCUCGCUUAGCUCUAUGGGGAAAGGGUUGACCCAGCUGGACCUUUCUCAGAACCGGUUGAGUACUGUGCCAUCCCCCGCGUUCCGCAACCUACACCACCUUCUCAUCCUCAACAUGAACCACAACCGGAUCACCGCCCUUCACUCCAAGGCCUUCGAGGGUCUCGAUACCCUCGAGAUACUCACCCUGUACGAGAACAAGAUCUCCAACAUCGAAGGAGAUGCUUUCAAAGGGCUCGACAAGAAGCUGAGAAGGCUCAACCUCGGCGGGAAUAAGCUGACGAGCGUCCCACAGGAAGCGUUCUCCAUCCUUGACACACUGAAGAAAUUGGAGAUGCAGGAGAACAGCAUUACUUCAAUAACGGAAGGAGACUUUGAAGGGCUCAAAAACCUUGACUCCCUGGGUCUUGCCCACAACCACCUGAGGGAGGUACCGGGGAGGGUAUUUUCACACCUUACACUCCUCAACUCGUUGGAGCUUGAUGGUAAUCAAAUUACCCACAUCGACGUAGAAGCUUUUGUUGGACUUGAAGAAAAUCUUCAGUACUUGCGUUUGGGUGACAACAAUCUUCAUGAAAUCCCCAGUGAAGCCCUACGUCGCCUGCACCGACUCCGGCACUUGGACUUGCGAGCCAACAACAUCACAGUCAUCCCCGAGGACGCCUUCACAGGAUACGGUGACAGUAUCACAUUCCUCAAUCUUCAAAAGAACGAUAUAAAAAUACUUCCGGCAAUGGCUUUCGAUAACCUGAAUUCUCUAGAGACAUUGAAUCUUCAAAACAAUAAGCUCACUCACAUACCAGAGGAGAUUAUGGAGCCCAUCGUAGAUACGCUCAGAGUGGUUGAUAUAAUGGACAACCCUCUGGUCUGUGACUGUCAACUGCGGUGGUUCCGGGACUGGCUGAAGAACCUGAAGGAUAAGGACGACGAGAUGAUGCAGAAGAAGAGGACCUUGUGCACGAUGAUGCCCGAACACCAAGAGUACUAUGUGCAGAAUCUGCCUCUGGAGAAGAUGAACUGUGUGAGCAAGAGUCAAGUAAGGGGCGGAGCCUCGGCCUCAACGUGUCUACUGCCGGCAACCUUUCUGACACUCGCCUGCUCAGCCCACACCUGGACUUAGACCCUGACUCCACAGGUGUCCAAUCAUUCUAAACGUGCUGGAAUCAAGUGGCAGGCAAUUUGUAAAAAAGCAAUCAAACACCCGUGUACGUUGUGACGGUUAUAUUGUGAUCCAGACCAAUCAAAAUCAAGGGACUUCUUUCUCCUUGAGUGCUUGCCAACUGUAGCCGAACUUUAAAUGAUUUUGUCGCUAGGAAAUGAAACGGUGAUUUGUGAUUUUCAAAAAGUUGCAGUGAAAUAUUCAACCGGAAUGAUGAUUGACUGUACAUUUAUGUCAUGUACUUAUUAAUUUCAAAAAAUUAUUAAUGGAAUUUGUUUUAGCAAAAAAUUAUAUCGAGUGUCCAAAAAUCUUACUAAUCAAUAGGAUGAAAUGUUAUGGAUCCAAAACGCCUAUGUUUAUCAUAGACCUUCAAUAUAUUAUAAUCAAUCUACUAAUUGGUAUUGAUAUGUAUUUGUAAAUUAUUAAUUGAAAACAAAUGCAUAAUGCCAUAAAAAUGUAAUUCAUAAUAUUAUGGCUAGUUUUGAAUUAAAUAUAUGGCUCAAUAAGCUUUGAGCCUUAUGGAAAAGAUUGUUUUCUGCGAUACUUCCUUGUAUUACCAAGUGAACUCGGGCACAUAUUUGGUCUAAAUUUAGUCGCUAUCUGUGAAUACACUUCUUUAUUCUUUUACUCCCAGACCUCUCGAUCUGAGUACACUAAGGUGUUGCGUAACCUGAAGUGUUGUUCAAAGCGAUAGAUAGCGUUUCACUUUUUUAAAUACUCGUAUAUCUGUAAUAGCUAUUUUAUGUCUACAUAUUGGAUGCUGUAAAAUACCAAAAAAUGCACAUGCAUUAUCAAUUUAAUGAGUUUCAAUACUUCUUACGUUUCUAUAAUAUAUUUACACAACCUGCACAAACUUAAAGUAUAAACUUUAAAAAAAAUCCCCAUAAAUUAUUAUUGAUUUUAUGUAUAAUGGCUUUAUAAUUAGUAGAAAAUUUUUAUAUUUCUGAAAUAAAUUGCGCAAACAAGCUCUAAAAAUAAUUAAUCUGCGACAAGCCAUUAUUAAAAUUUAAAAAAGCCUUCUACUUCAACCUGUUUUAGUAAAAUAUUUAAAAUUACUCAGCAAGUAAUUGUAAGUACAUUGUUUAAUAAGCCAUCAGGCAGAUGGGCAUAGAACUAGCAAUCAUUAAUAAUGUUGGUAUGAAUUAUUAAUCUUAAUAAUUCUGACUCAUUAACAUUCGAUUAUCGGAUGGAAUCGUGUUAGGAGUUAAUUGUAUUAUUACGUGUCCUGAUGGUAACAACAUUGGUAUUAUUUUAACCGAACUUGAAUGUUGUUUUAAAAGUCAAUCUUUGACACGCUUCUUUCAAAUGUGUCUUCGUAGACUUCGCUGUUUUUUAAGCUUUUAGUCAUGAUGUGGAAGAGAGAGUAGAUACUAUAAAUUAGUUCUUUGUAUAUAAUAGGUUCGACCACAAACCAUUGUUCAUAACUCUAAGUGUUCCAUCGCUGGCUUCAACUUUAUGUAAAAAUUAGCCUAGAAUAGAUUUCCAACCCUUGAUGUGCUUCAAUGGGUGUUCUUUUAAUCAAAAUGUAUUUUUAACUUAGCUUUUGGUAGUAGUAUGUGUGAUCAACAUUUUUGGAACUGGCUCUUGUUAGAUUUUACUUUAUAGUAGGUUAUUUUCUGAAUCGUUAUUAGUUUUCUUCCCGUUUGUACGCGAAACGCAACAUCACAGACUUGUAAAUAUUUGUCGUGUCAGUUAGCUCUUUUUUAAUCUCACCUAGAAAAUCUGACUCUAUUCUUUAACUAUGUUUCGUAGUGUUCUUUUGUAUAAAAAUAUGUAAAUGUAUUUUUUUAAUAUAGAAGUUAGGCCGCAACUAGGGCGAAGAACCAUUCAGAAACAUAUCUAAGCACUGGGGGGGCCAAAAUAGGUCUAGCAUAGCCCUUACCUGUGGCCAGAUCCACCCAGUGUAUACAAUUUUGUACAUUCCUGUUAAAUUUUAAAAAUUAAAGUUGUUAUCAAUUAGAUAGUUAUAUGUAAACUUACAUAUCAGUGGUAACUUACACAUAUCUCUAAUACAUAUCAUACAGUAUAUUGUACAAAUACUGAAGCCAAUUUUGGUGUAUCUAAGUGUGUGAGUGUGUGUUGUCCUGUUUUCUGGAGUCUCUUUGUCUGCUAAUGUGUCUUAUCAGUGAUAUACAAUUACAUAUCAUCCAGUGAUAAAAUUAUAAGUUAUAUCUAAUUGUAUCACGUAUGAAAAUCAUUGUAAUGCAGUGUGACUGAAUGAAUAAAUUAUUAUUAAAAGUU
Molecule: messenger RNA, 3903 nt
Organism: Homalodisca vitripennis (glassy-winged sharpshooter)
Lineage: Eukaryota; Metazoa; Arthropoda; Insecta; Hemiptera; Cicadellidae
Product: slit homolog 2 protein
Exons: 8
Coding region: 172-1623 (483 amino acids)
Molecular function (GO): protein binding
Source: RefSeq, a predicted model, not a curated record